Chelmon rostratus (copperband butterflyfish) is the source of this 4736-nucleotide messenger RNA. RefSeq names its product interleukin-1 receptor accessory protein-like. Lineage: Eukaryota; Metazoa; Chordata; Actinopteri; Chaetodontiformes; Chaetodontidae. Gene Ontology annotation, biological process: signal transduction. The record is from RefSeq and is a predicted model, not a curated record. Bases 2284 to 3909 code for a protein of 541 amino acids. The transcript is spliced from 13 exons. Gene Ontology annotation, molecular function: interleukin-1 receptor activity.
CAACCGGUUGGUCUUCAAGUGCAACACCACAGUUUAAAGGAACAGUUUGACACUUUGAGGCGUACACUCACUCACUGCUGAACGUUGAAUGAAGGGGUUGAUUGUGGUCUGGACGAUAAAUAUGAAGCUACAGCAAGGAAAUGGUCAACUUAGCUUAGCAUGAAUACUGGAAGCAGAGGAAAACAGCCAGCCUGGAUGUGCACGUAGUCUUGUCUGCAUCAGAAGAGUGUGAUGCAACCAGUCAAGGCUCCAGGAAAUCACUCCUCCCACCGAGAAAUAGUUUGGACAAAACUCCAAUUCCCUGUAAGGCGAGGAACACGCUUUUUUCGGAGGCCAAAGCUCUGAAGAGGAGCAGAAGAGUUUCUCUAACGCAGCCCUCCACCACGUCUCGACUGAAACGAGUCUCUUGGGACACAGCUGCAAAGUUCAGGUGCACCACUGCCAGCGGCCUGACCUGCUUUAAGCCCAGAGACUGGACUAGCUUCCCUGCCAGGAGGAAGAUGGGUCUUUGGAUCAAUGUGAACUUGUUUCCUGUGCCCAGCUUCUGCUGAGAGAAGGUGAAGGUCCCCAGUCCUGCCAGGUGGACCCCCUAUUACAAUGGAUCAAUCAGUCAGUCUCACAUAGAUAGAUAGAUAGAUAGAUAGAUAGAUAGAUAGAUAGAUAGAUAGAUAGACUAACCUUCUGUAAGGUCAUCUGACGCUCAAUGUAGGCGGAUACCUCAGCCCAGAUACAGUUAAUAUCUGAAAAACACAUGACGUUUGUUUACAGUCCUGGAGAGGUUGUGAAUGACACACAUGUGCGUUGUAUUAGCAGAGUGUACGCAGAAAGUUAAGCACCGGCAGCUGAAUGGACAGUUAAACACGCUGUCAGUGGUUAACAAAAAAACUAAAAUAGAAGUUUUAUCCAACCGUUUUCAGACAGUUGGCAGAGAGUGGGUAAAGAGCGUCCGUCCGCUUCUGACACCAGCCGCAGGAUGUCAGUCAUCUCUGCAAAAAAUAUUUUAAAAAGUCCUCGCAGGAUGAAGGUUAGGAAACGUUUUCUUUCUACUGUCUUUUUCCUGCUCGCGUGCAGCUGCCAGAGAUCAAGACGAGAAGCGCGCACCGAUCCGGGUCUCCAGAGCGCAGCGGCGCGUCGGAAUGGCUCCGGUCACUACAACAAAACAGGUUUUCAGUUCAAGUUUCAUCCUGCUGUUGCUACACAAAGCUCUCGGCCAUGGAGGCCCGUGAAAAUCAUACUGUGCAGUGAGCGUAGUCAACACUUAAAUAUUAGACCUAGUAAUUAAAUAAAUUAUUGUAAUAAUAAUAAUAAUACAUGCUCCCCCACAGGCGAGACCCUGUCUGCUGCUGACAGUAAAGUGCAUGAUUUACUAACCGAUGUGAUGGUGACAGUAGGGAAAGUACAUUAACUCAAUGUGGUCAGUGUACAGUUCUGAGGUACUUGUACUAGAUAGCCCAUUGAGUGGAAAUGCAGUAUCUGCAUGGAGGCUACCUUGUUAUUCUCAAAUGGAAACUCCACUGAUUUUGCACACAAAGGUCAUGUUAUCGCGGAAAGUACCACUCAGUCUGGGAGAACAGCUGCAUGUCUGCUGCAGAUCUGCCCAAUAUUGGUCAAGUCUCCCAAAAGCAAUAAAACCCCCCAAAACAUUAUGAUGUUGUCAACGGUGCUAUCGGUUGCAUUAUGGGAAGUGACAGGAAGUGGAGCUUGACUCAUACUUAGGACUUAAAGUAAGGACAUCUCGGCCUCUGUCUGCCUCUUAUGAGUCCCCUGGCUGUAUGGAAGUGCAAUGCUAUAUCACUGGACUACUUUAAAGCAUUGGUUUUGCCUUGUCACAGCUUAAAAUGAAGCCGUCUACUUGGCACCCCUUGUUGCUGGUUAUCUGUUAACCCAAAAGUCCACCAGUCGCUACCAGUUCACCCAAACAGCAUUCCCCCACCCCCUUGUUUCAACUGACAACAAGCAAAAUCUAAACAUAUAACCAUAAUUUUGUAAUGAUAACGUUUUUUUUCUGCUUUUCUAACUGAUGAUCUCACGUUCCAUCAGAUUUUUCUGGAAGGAGAGGAAUAAAGGUUUGUGGAGGAACAGAAGAGUUAUUAUUAAAGGAGUCUCUACAGACGCAGCUGAGAGGUCCAGCUGCACAUCAGUUGGUGUGUUGCUGACAGGGGUCCAUAUGGAAAUAAUCUGUCGUUCAGUACCAUUUUGAGAACUGCAGCAGCUGGUUAUAAAAGGCGGCCGUAAGAAGACACGAUGACUCUUCUGGAUCCCUGAUGAGGAGGCGUUAUCAGGAUGACGGUGAAAAUGCUUCUGCCUCUUCUGCUUCUCCUCCUGACAUUACUGACAGGUGUGUGUCCCCGGAGACCCAGAGAGGUAAAUGUCAAGGCGGGUGAGAUGGUGGCGCUGCAGUGCCCUCAUCACAGAGGGUAUAAUCACGGCGAUGCCAAGCCGACCUGGACCAGUUACACCACCCAGCUGACGGAUCUCAACGCCAACACGUCCUCAGUGGAGCGGAGUCGGAUGGGCGUGCUGCUUCAUGGAAGAAGUCUUGUGAUUCUCAGUGUUUCUGUGAACCAUCAGGGGAAUUACUCAUGCUCUCUGGGGAAUGCCAGCAGACAGUUCUGGUUCAGGCUGACGGUGUACACGACGCAGACCGGAGAGUAUGAAGAGAGGAACACGUACUCUGCGAUAUGUUACAGAGAAGAUUCAUGCACAUUGAAUUGCCCUGAUGUAAAUGUACCUGCUGGAAAUAUCCCAAAUAUUACCAGCAACCCCAUUAUAUGGCACAAGGACGGUGAGUCAUUACCAAAAGCUGAUUACUUCCCAAGUGUGGAGGAGACUGACCAGGGUGUCUACACCUGUACCAGAUCUUACCUGUAUCAUGGCCAAACAUAUAACAUGACCUUCACAGUGGUGCUUGAUGUCCAACAAAAGAAAAAAACAGAGAAAUCUGCAGUGAUCAUUUCACCACACAUGAAUGAUGUGUUUCACGUGGAUUUGGGCUCGACGGUGGCGAUCCCCUGUAAAGCUGUUCUGUCCUCAUACUUUGACGAGGUCUUCUGGUUGAGUGGAGACUCAUUUGUGGAGAGAAACGUCAGCUUUCCAGUCUUCUACAAUUAUACAAUUGAAUAUGAUACUGAAGAGAUAAAGAUGACAGCGACUCUAGUCCUAAAAAAGGUGUCAGAGGAGGAUCUAUCAAAAAAAUACACCUGUAAACUAGACACUGACAACGAACCCUCAAGCUCUGUCACCAUCACCUUGGCCAAAAAAGCUUCUCUUUUCUCCCUCCACAUGGCUCUCGGCGCUGUGGCCAUCACGGUGGUGAUUGUUGCAACAGCAGUUGUUUAUGUGAAGCUGAAAAUGGACAUUGCUCUUCUCCUCCGAGACACUCUCGCCUGCUAUCGCAGCACCUUGGAUGGAAAGAGCUACGAUGCCUUUUUGAUGUGCUACAAGAGCGACACAGACGCAGGACUGAAUGAAGAUGACAGAAAAUGGCUGGAGUGUGCUUUGGAGGAGACAUUCGGUUACAGUCUCUGUCUUUAUGAUCGUGACGUCCUACCAGGGAAAGCUGUAGCAGAAGCAGUGUUGGACUGUGUAGAGCAGAGCCGGACUGUGGUUUUGGUUCCAACCUCUCCGGAUCCUGAUCCAGGUUCUGGCCUGCUGAACCACAUCCAUGCAGCCCUCGUGGAGCGGCAGACUCGCUUGGUUUUCAUCAAAACUGAGACAACAGAAGCCUCCAGAUCAGGUUCAUUACCAGAGGCCUUACAGCUUCUUGGCUUGGCUGGAGACUGCGUCACCUGGAAAGGUGUGCGCUCCAUGCCGCCCUCCUCCUCCUUCUGGAAGCAGCUACGCUAUCACCUGCCUGCCCCGCAGCGUGCACCAAAAAUUAGUCUUUUACCUCAGACAGCUGCGCAAUAAUAUUUAGCAAAGCCAGAAUAGAUAUAUAUCAGUGUUUUUAGUAUAUGAGAUAAGUAUUAUUUAAGACACGUCACACUGCAAGAUAGUUGACAGCUUUCAGAUUAUUUUUUAACAGAGAAUUAACUUUAACUUAAAUAUUAAUUGUUUUAAUCAUUUGUAUUUUGCUACAUAUUUUUAAGAUUUUAAAGCUUUUUACAGGAUUCACAAUUUACCUGAAAUAUCGUUUGAAGAUCAUCUCACUCACUGGCAAUUUGUUAAUUUCAUGCUGCUCUCCAUCCCUUCAUAACGUAUUUCCACCAUCCAGCCAUUUAUCAUAAAAUGCAAUGUCAUAGUGUUGCGUUGCCCCCUCCUGGUGAGCCCCAGCACUGCAUAUCUUGCAGGUCUCCUUACUCUGCCCACACAGGGUCAGCUCUUGACUGGUUGCACACAUCUCAUUGAGUGAAUUGGCCUUUAUCCCUGCAGACACGUUGACUGUUCAGCCAAGAAAAAACACAGGAGCUUGUGUUGUAACCUUAACAACCAGUAAAUCGUGUCACAGUGCCAGGACCUUGAAGAGGAGGGAGCUAAAUGGAAUUCAGCCAUCAUUCAUUUCAUCAUUUACACCUGCGCUUUUCUUCAGUGAAAAUAGUGCUAUCAAGUGUGGGCACUGAAGGGAAAGGGAAAAUAUGCAGUGGUGGGGUCCUCCUGACCCAGGAGUGGACACCACUGCCUCAGCCAUACAUUACUGAAUUGUUUAAAAAAAGCAGUUUUCUGUCAUUUCUAUUGUAUCAUUACCUUUAAACCUACAUUAAUAAAUGUUUUUAACAACAUGGAAUAAUAUAUGUAUU